Colletotrichum siamense is the source of this 1860-nucleotide messenger RNA. RefSeq lists its product as uncharacterized. Lineage: Eukaryota; Fungi; Ascomycota; Sordariomycetes; Glomerellales; Glomerellaceae. Bases 1 to 1860 code for a protein of 619 amino acids. The transcript has a single exon. The record is from RefSeq and is a predicted model, not a curated record.
AUGAGGUCCAACGAGUGUACGCAUAACCACGUGGCCGCCGAAACGCCUUCAACACCAAGAAUGGCAUCGCCAACUCCCACCACCACUCCAUCCAGCCCAGCAGCGCACACAAGUAGUUCAUCUUACCACUACACACACCUCGAAAGAGACCAAAUUCGUCUCGUCGUCCUCGAACCCGCAACCGACCCGUCAGACCCCCUCGUCUGCCGCAUCUUGACAUGCCACCGCAACGACGCGCCUCCAUACGAAGCCAUCUCCUUCACACCACCCUCCGACGACAACACAACAUCGACAAUCACUGUCCUCCCGCCCAUCCUCGCCCCGACAUCGCCAACUCCGCUCCACAUCCCAUCCUCAACGGCCGAAGCCCUCGCAACUCUCCGGCUUCCCACCGGCCCGCGCACCCUCUACCUCCCGGAGCUCAGCAUCAAUGUCUCCUCCCCCUCGGAACGAAGCUCCCAACUCCUCCUCACGCCCUCAAUCUUCCACGCCGCAACCCGCGUCACAAUCCCCCUCCUCUCCGCCGUCAACCACACCGAAGCAAUAACCUACAUCUCAACAUCUCGCUUCCGCAACCCCUCCCCCUCGACCCUAACCCUCCUCCACUCCCUCUUCGCCCACCCAUUCUUCUCCUCCACGCUCUCCAUCCUCCACCUCUCCCGCGCCCGAAACGCCGUCAUCAUCCACCACGCCCUCGAAGUCCCGCUCUCCAACUUCUCCCUCGCAGCCCGCCUCCUCCCCCUCCACGCCCCCAUCCUCCAGCCCGUCCGAAGGCUCAAACAGCGCGGCUACAUCUCCACCCUCACAACCUCCCAAUUCGUAAAAGCCCUCUGCGAGGCAUCGCCCUGCUCCGCCCCGGACCCGCGCGACCGCGUAUUUGCGUUUCUGGCGCUGUACCCCUUCCCCAUGACACGACCGCAGAUCGACUCGUACCGGCGCUCGGGGUUCUUCUCAGGCGACGCCUGCAACCCCUCAACCCGCGGCAAAGGGGAGGCUCUCGAGAGGGUGGCUAGCGCGGUCGAAGCCAUUGAGGAUGAAAAAACACGGCGGCGGAUGGUGAAUUACACGGCCCCCGUGGAGACAGUCUACACCAACUUCGCGACGCUCCUCCUCGAGACCACAGGGCUGGACUUACUCUCCGCGGUCCAGGGGAAGGGUAGCGGUGUGCCGAGCUGGGUGCCCGACUGGCGCACCCCCAACACGCGAACGAUAUUGGCGCAUCUGCCGCUGACGGAGUACAACGCCGGCGGCGGGCGGGAGCAGGCUUUCCGCAUCCUCACAGGGGAAACCGGUGCGAAGUUGGAGGUUCCGGCCAUCUGCGUGGGGGACGUGAAGACCCUUGGGGCAGCGUGCGAUGUAUCCUCCCCCGGGUGGGAGGACAUCGUAUUCCGUCAGUGGAGGGGCAUCGUCGAGGCAAAGACAACAAAAGAGUGUCCUACCAAAAUAAUGGAGCGCUUCAUCCAGACGAUCAUGACCGACUCCGACGAUGAAUACGUCGAUGCUCGAAGGGUAAUCUGUCGACGACUAUUGGUUCCUGAGGAGAGACGCAAGGUGGAGAGCAACCACCUUUUCGAGGGGGUAGACGAGGAGGCUGUGACGAAGUUGCGCAUCAGCUGCCACGGGCGAAGGUUCUUCAUCGCUUCGAAUGGCGGGAUGGGAUUGGUAGCGAGUGAGAGCCAGGAGCGAGACUUUGUAGCUGUACUACCCGGAGCACGGCUGCCGUACAGCUUCCGUCACCGGUACGAUUCUGCGUCGGCUGAGGUGGAGCUUAUCGGUGAGUGCUUCGUGCACGGAAUGUUGAAGGGGGAGGCAUUUGGCCGGGGUACUUCAUUCGUAAAGCGAGACAUUCGCAUUUGCUAG